AUGCCGCGAAUUACUCAAGAGAUAUCUUACAAUUGCGAUUAUGGUGACAAUACUUUCAACCUUGCUAUUGAUAUAGGAGGCACCCUGGCCAAGGUCGUCUUCUCGCCUCUACACAGUAACAGACUAAUGUUCUACACCAUUGAAACAGAGAGAAUCGACAAGUUCAUGGAACUCCUGCAUUCUAUCAUCAAAGAACAUAACAAUGGAUGCUAUGAAAUGACUCAUAUAAUUGCCACUGGUGGUGGCGCCUUCAAGUUUUAUGAUCUAUUGUAUGAAAACUUUCCUCAAAUAAAGGGCAUAUCGAGGUUUGAAGAAAUGGAGGGCUUAAUUCAGGGUUUAGACUUCUUUAUUCAUGAGAUUCCUGAUGAAGUUUUCACUUACAACGAUCAAGAUGGCGAAAGGAUAAUACCCACCAGUUCUGGCACCAUGGACUCAAAAGCUAUCUACCCGUACCUUCUAGUCAAUAUAGGGUCGGGUGUUUCCAUGUUAAAAGUCACUGAACCGAAUAAUUUUAGUAGAGUUGGCGGUUCUUCACUGGGAGGAGGAACCCUUUGGGGCCUGCUAUCACUAAUUACUGGCGCCCAAACUUAUGACCAGAUGCUCGAUUGGGCGCAAGAGGGUGACAAUUCUAGCGUUGAUAUGUUAGUUGGAGAUAUUUAUGGAACAGACUAUAAUAAAAUUGGCCUGAAAUCUUCAGCUAUCGCAAGCUCAUUUGGUAAAGUUUUCCAAAACAGAAUCACUUCCAACAAAUCUUUGGCGAAUGACGAGAAUAAAUUAUAUUCCUCACAUGAGUCUAUUGAGGAAAACAACGGACAAAUGUUCAAAAACCCUGAUAUUUGUAAAAGCCUUUUAUUCGCCAUCUCCAACAAUAUUGGACAAAUAGCCUAUUUGCAAGCUAAAAUCCACAAUAUACAGAAUAUAUAUUUUGGCGGAUCUUAUACCAGGGGACAUUUGACAACCAUGAACACUUUAAGCUACGCUAUUAAUUUCUGGUCGCAAGGAUCAAAGCAAGCGUUCUUUCUCAAGCAUGAAGGCUAUUUGGGUGCAAUGGGUGCUUUUCUAAGCGCGUCUCGUCAUUAA
Saccharomyces paradoxus is the source of this 1080-nucleotide messenger RNA. It is a transcript of the gene CAB1, whose product is annotated as pantothenate kinase. NCBI's taxonomy places the organism in Eukaryota, Fungi, Ascomycota, Saccharomycetes, Saccharomycetales, Saccharomycetaceae. The record is from RefSeq and is a predicted model, not a curated record. Gene Ontology annotation, cellular component: cytosol; nucleus. The transcript has a single exon. Gene Ontology annotation, molecular function: ATP binding; pantothenate kinase activity. Gene Ontology annotation, biological process: coenzyme A biosynthetic process. Bases 1 to 1080 code for a protein of 359 amino acids.